AAUAUCUUAGCGUGUUGUGUUAACAAGCAAUACUGAUUGCUAAAAAAAACUCACCAUAAUUAAGAAAAUGGUAUUUCAAUUGUUCUUGAAAACCUAAAUUUUCAUAAACAUUGAUCAUUGAUCACACCUGAAGUCCAAUUGAUCAACUUUUAGUUAUAAAAGUGGAAUAAUAUGUUCAGGGUUGAGUUUACACUAGUUUUUUUGUUUUUAAGCAGUGCCGUGUGUCAAGAUCUCGUAUCACCGUGUCCUGAGUGGUUCACAUAUGAAGCCAGAAAGCCCAAUGAGCCAGAUCGAAUUUAUGGUGUCCUUAAUCUUCUCUCAGAUUCUGAUUACAAUGGAAUAUGGCUUCGGGUAAUAUUUGAUAAACCUGCUUUACAGCUAGGAAAUUGGUUUGGUAUAGUAAAGACUGAUGACAAUAUCAUGUUCAAAAUUCAAGCUCGAAACAAGAAGCUAGUAGCUAAUGUACCUACAAAGAUUCGCAUUUAUAUUAAGUACGACACCAGUCAACCACCUCCGAAGUUGGUGGAAAUUCGGCUUAAUGCCAAAACCGUUUGUCUUAAAAAAGAAGCGACGACCGAGGCUCCAGCAAGUAAUGACAUGUACUUCACAAGUCCUGAAUUGACAAUUUCAUUAAGUACUCAAACGCCUAUUGAAAACCCUAUUCAACGACCAUCUAGACCACAUUCAACACCUAAUGUACCUGUAAAUCUACCAGUCAACUAUAUUGACAAUUUGUACGCAAGCAAUGGAAGGCCUUCUAGUUCAGAAGACAACGAUUUCUUUAUGGGAGACUUUACCUUGUUGGGAAAACAAGGCAAACUCUCCCAUACGCAAUAUCUAAAAGAAGAAUGCGGAGUCGUCAUUAAACCUGUUCAACCUUUAAUAUCACAUGGAGAACCAACAAGGGAAGGAGAAUUUCCUUGGCAUGCAGCCCUCUAUUACACAAAAGGAACAGAUCUAACAUACAUAUGUGGCGCAACUCUUAUUAGCAAAUAUCAUUUGAUCACUGUAGCCCAUUGCGUAACAAAAUUGACAACACGAAAUGCUUUAUCUCCAACUAGUCUCAUUGUUUAUUUAGGUGAGUUUUUCUAUCGUAUCAAAGUAUAUUUUGCAUUUAUCUACAUAAUUUAA
Molecule: messenger RNA, 1131 nt
Organism: Diabrotica balteata
Lineage: Eukaryota; Metazoa; Arthropoda; Insecta; Coleoptera; Chrysomelidae
Source: the annotation of a GenBank genome assembly